UUCGGGGAGUGGUGCAACUUGCAGCCGAAAGAUGCUGCCAAGAUGCCUGAGAGUGCCUGGAAGCUGCUUUUCUACACAUUAUCCUGGUCGUAUGGCAUCUACCUGCUCUUCUUCACCGACUACCCCUUCUUCUAUGACCCACCGUCUGUCUUUUAUGACUGGAAGAAGGGCAUGGACGUGCCCACGGACAUCGCCAUCGCCUACCUGUUGCAGUGCAGCUUCUACGGGCACUCCAUCUACGCCACCGCCUACAUGGACACGUGGCGCAAGGACUCCGUUGUCAUGCUUCUCCACCACGUGGUCACGCUGACCCUCAUAGCCUUCUCCUACGCUUUCAGGUACCACAAUGUGGGCAUCCUCGUGCUCUUCCUGCAUGACGUCAACGAUGUGCAGCUGGAAUUCACCAAGCUCAACGUCUACUUCAAGCACCGGGGGGGAGUCUAUCAUCGCCUGAACGACAUCAUCUCCAACAUCGGCUGCCUCACCUUCAGCGUCAGCUGGUUCUGGUUCCGUCUCUACUGGUUCCCCCUCAAGGUGCUCUACGCCACUUGUUACUCCAGCCUCCAGUCGGUCCCUAAUAUCCCCUUCUACUUCUUCUUCAAUGCUCUGCUCCUUGUCCUCACUCUGAUGAACAUCUACUGGUUUCUGUACAUCGUCCUGUUUGUGGCCAAGGUGCUGAUGGGGCAGAUGCAAGAGGUGAACGAUGUGCGGGAGUACGACGUGGAGGACAGCAAGAAAACCACAACGGCCAAGAAGAAAGAGGCUGGACUCCAGCUGCCCAAUGCUCUGAAAGAAGGGAUGCACCUGAAGAAUGGACUUGUCAAAGACAAGCGGUUAUAAGGGAAGCGUGACUGCUGCAGCCCGGGCAGCCUGGCUGGAUCUGGGGACUGACCCAGGACCCUGCGCUCAAACCCAGCAAAUGAAAGGCGGCACAAGGAGAACUUCAUCCCCGAUUACCCCUUCAUCCCCUGCCUGGAGCCGGGGAAGAGAUGCCACUGGCAGGAUCGGGCCCCUCCUGGGGCUUGGCUAUGACCAGGCUUCACCUGAUGCUGAUGUGCUUUCUGUAGCCAGUCCGUGCUGGUUCAGUUGAGAGGCUGGU
This is a messenger RNA of Balearica regulorum gibbericeps (East African grey crowned-crane), 1099 nucleotides long. Lineage: Eukaryota; Metazoa; Chordata; Aves; Gruiformes; Gruidae. The record is from RefSeq and is a predicted model, not a curated record.